UCUGUCUCUCUGGCGUAAAACCACGUAGAAAUUAUAACAACCACAUUGAGAGAGAGACACAGAGAGAGAGAGAGUUGUCGUCAUCAAAGGCUGUUGUCACUAAGGCAGUGGAGAGGCCAGUUCAUUGCCUCCUGAACGGGACAUAUGGCUUCAAACAGCAUUUUCGACACGUUCUCCAGUUACCCAUCCAGUUUACUGCGAGAUCCGACCACGAGCAGACGGUUCACGCCGCCCUCCGCCUCGUUCCCGUGCGGCAAAGUGAGCGAGAGCACGAGCAUGAGCGCACCGGGUCCGCUGAGGACCGGACGGCCCGUGGAGACCCGCUCUGUGGUGGACGUGCUGGCGGACCACGCCGGAGAACUGGUGCGCACGGACAGCCCGAACUUUCUGUGCUCGGUCCUACCGUCACACUGGCGGUGCAACAAAACUCUGCCCGUGGCUUUCAAGGUGGUGGCUCUGGGUGAUGUUCCUGACGGGACUCUGGUGACGGUGAUGGCGGGAAAUGAUGAGAAUUAUUCCGCGGAACUGAGAAACGCGUCUGCCGUCAUGAAGAACCAGGUGGCGCGAUUCAACGACCUGCGCUUCGUAGGCAGAAGCGGCCGAGGAAAGAGCUUCACUCUGACCAUCACUGUAUUCACUGGACCACCCCAGGUCGCCACAUACCACCGUGCUAUUAAAGUCACCGUAGAUGGACCCCGGGAGCCAAGGCGUCACCGUGUGAAGCCAGAUGACCCUCAUAAGCAGUUCUCCGAUCGUCUCAGCGAUAUUGAGCGUUUUCAGAGGGCCAGUCUGAGGAUGAACCCUGGCAACGGGACCACCCGCCCCCACCAAUCACAUUACAACCCCUCCAGCACCUCACAGAUACCAGGAUUAUGGCCAGAUCAGAUUGACACUCCUGCAUUGAAGAACUGCAAAGUGGAAGACGAUUUACGCUGGACAGGUACAGAUCUGUUCCAGCCGAGAACAUCAUUCCCAUCUCUGUCUCCAUUAACACCUUCCCGAUUCUCUGAUUCACAUAUGCAUUACCCGGGUCCCUUCACUUACUCCACCAACCCGUCCAGCACUGGAAUCGGUGGUCUCAGCGUGGCCGGGAUGCCCGCCUCCAGCCGCUACCACACUUACCUGCCACCUCCGUAUCCUGGCAACCAGAACCAGAACUCUCACUUCCAGACCAACUCCUCGCCCUAUCACCUGUACUAUGGCACCGGAUCCGGCUCCUACCAGUUCUCCAUGGUUCCAACCGCCGGCGGUGCAGGAACUGGGGGCGAAAGGUCGCCAAAUCGCAUGCUGUUAUCCUGUACUGCGGCUGGAGGUGCCGGGGGUGCUGCAGGCGGGAACAACAGCCUGAUCAAUGCUAGCCUCGGUAACCAGAGCGACGGGGUGGAUGCUGACGGAAGCCAUAGCAACUCCCCCACAGCGAUGAACGCCUCCACGCGCAUAGAUGAGUCCGUCUGGAGGCCUUACUGAGAAAUAGAGCGCAGAGAAACUGAGUCUUUGAAAGAGAGCACAAUUAAGAGAAGUCUUGCAUGUUUGACUUUUUUUUAUUUUUCCACGCCGUUCUAUGGCACGUCUAUCGCUUCCAAGACAACAAAAGACAUGGAGUGACCAGAGAUGUUCACAAACAGUUGAGCUGUGAUUGCCGUCUCCUCUGGAUGCUCUAUAUCAGACAGAAAUGGACCUCAAAACAGAGGAAAUAAGUUUCAUAACAUAAUAAGGUAUACAUAGAAGAGUAAAAAAUGAUCAUUAAAAACGAUAACAGAAUAAAAGCAUCCCAUAGUAAUAUAUUGGCAACUUUUUUAUGUUACCAAAAAAAACAUUAACAACCAAAGAAACAAAAGCAAGUGAUGUAUGGACACAUUCUGAAAAAAAGCCAAUUCCUCCAGCCUUAUAAGCAAAUCUGCCUGAAAACUGUUAGUCUGGGAGUGCUUUUGGACCAUGAAAUGUUGCAAAGAUCGCAAACAUUUGUCAUGAAGACAGUAUGAAAGAACUCAGAGCUUCACAGAGUUGCAGGACUUUGUUGGUGUUGGCCUUAAAAGGCAGCGUGUGGGACUUUUAAUGUGUAAAUACACCACAGAUAUACUGAGAAUUCAAAGCUGUGGCCCACAGGUUUCAGGUACUUCCCAAAUGGCUGGACUAGUCUUAAAUGAAGAGAUGUGAUAAUAUAAUACAAGCCUGGGUCAGUGUGAGCUAAUGUUAUGCAAUCUCAGCAAAUUAGUAUUUCAUUGAAAGGAUUUUAGGGGGAAUAGUCUCACAAAACCCAUCAAGAACAUUCUGGGUCGUAUUUCACCCCGAAAUCUAAAGAAAUUAAAUUAAAUUAAGCCUGUUAUAGGACUAUUAAGAAUUUUUGCAUUAUUUUAAUAAUAAUUAAGCACAUUUCCUCCCAGUUGUCAAUACCAUAAGGCUAAAAAAUUAUCAUUCUCAUUACUUUAUUUAAAAAAUAUAAUUAUAAAUUUAAAUUGUAACGUAUUUAUACAUCAUAGUAGUAUUUGUUGUACUCCCUUAAUGCUGAUUUUUUUUUUUCAGUAAUAAAAAUCAAAUGAGAAUUAAUGGAAUGGUAAAAAAUCUAAAUGUAUUGAGAAUUUGGGUGGAAAAUGUGCUUAAUUUUCAUAUAAAUAUCGUCAUACAAAUGUAAAAAAAAAAAAAAACAUAAUUGUUGUACUAAAAAUAGGCUUUAUUUUCUUCAUGUAAAAUAAUUUUAAUAUAUUAAACAAAGCCUGUUUUUAGGCCUAUUAAGAUUUUUUUAUUUUUCAUUUUUCAUGGCAAUUAAGCACAUUCUCAGUACCCUGAUACAAAAAAAUCAUCAUGCUCAAUACUAAAAAAUUGUUAAUUAAUCAAAUAAAUAAUAAAAAAUAUAUAUAUUUAAAUUGUAAUAUAUUUAUACAUCACGGUAGUAUUUGUUGUACUGCCUUUAUGCUGAUGUAAGUAAAAAAACAACAAAAAAACAAUACAGUAAUUACAGUAAUUUUUACUGUACUAAAAACAUUAUUGAGAAUAAUUGGAAUUGAAAAAAAAAAGAAAAACUAAAUCAUCCAUGUAUUUAAAGUUAUUAUAAUUUGUGUGAAAAAUGUGCUUAAUUGUCAUAAAAAUGUUCUCAUAAAAAUGUUAAAAAAUAUAUAUAUAUAUAUAAAAUGUGGUCCUGAAAAUAGGCUUUAUUUUCUUCAUGUAAAUUAAAUAAAAUUAAAUGAAGCCUAUUUUUAGGCUUAUUAAGAAGAAACAAAUUUUGGGCAUUAUUUUCAUUGUAAUUAAUCACAUUUCCUCCUCAGUUCCCAUUGCCAUAAUGCAAGAAAAUCAAACUCUCAUUUAAUUUGGAAAAAAUAAAUAAAGAUAUAUUUAAAUUGUAAAAUAUUUAUGCAUCACGGUAGUAUUUGUUAUACUGUCUUUAUGUUGAUGUAAAUAUAAUUUACAGUAAUAAAAAUCAGAAGAGAAUAAUUGGAAUUUCAAGUAUUUACAUUAUAUUACAUAAAAUGUAUUUAUUACAUAUAUUAUAUAAAAUUACAUAAAUUAUAUAAUUUGGGCAGAAAAUAUUCUUAAUUGCCAUGAAAAUAGUGUCAUAAUGUAAAAUAUUUUGUGGUCCUAAAAUUAGGCUUAAUUGUCUUUGUGCAAAAUUUAAUUUAUAAUUUUUCUUUUGAUUUUUGGGUGAUGGUUUUUGUGUGAAACACUUCAGCUGUGGGUUUGUCGAUUUGUAAAUCGCUUAUAUGUGGGGAAAAAAAAGCAUGUCCAUACCCAGAGACAGACAGCCGUUUGUGUGUUUUUAUGAUUAGUUUGUUUUUGCUUUGCGGCCAAAAUCAUGAACAAUUAAUUUGUCUUUUGAACUUGUGAAGACUCGUCUUUUUUUGGAAUAGUUUUUAGAGUAAUUUUUUUUUUCUCAGUGUUGAUCGCUUUUAAUGCCAUUUUUCUGACUAAUGUUAUGUUAGUAAUGGUUUUUUUUAACUAAUUUUUAUGGUUAGUACUUUUUAAUUUUUUUGUAUUUAUUUGAGCCAAUGAGGAUACGUUCCUAUUUUGGAUCGGGUCACAAAACAUUUCGCAUUUCUGUUUUAUUUUUACUAUGCUUUUGGUUUUCUUUUUUAAUCUUUAAUAUAAAAUUGGAAGUUGUGCUACUGUAAUAUAUUCUUUCUAAAUUAUACAAAAACAAAUUUAAUGUAAUAUCUAUGUUUUCCAAUGCAGCUUUAAUGCACUUAAACAUUUAUUUAAGAGGAUAUAUGUCCUUGUUAACCACAUAAUGGAGAUGCGCCAUAUAACAUUGUUCCCAGAUAGAAUUCCAGAUUAUAUUUAGUCAUAUUGCCCGAAAGGCCUCAACUCUUACUAGCCAAAGAGUCACACAAUCUCCUGUUGUCAUUGUACGUCUCGAAAGUGUGAAAAAUAUGUUGCUCUAAGCACCUACAUUAUCUGUCUAAUUUUCCUACCUUGUUCUUAGAAUGACUGAAAUCGGAGACGAUAAUUGGGCACGUUUGAAAGGAGAUCAGCCUUGAUUAUUUGAAUAACAAAACCAUGCGCAAGCUCAUACAAGGAGGGUAAAGUGGCCAUGACACACACACACACACAUUUGCAACAGGUGUAAGCGAAUAUUUCAGCGCAUAACCGAGAGGCUUUUCCCAUGCUCACACCUGCUCCAAUUACCUGAGGCCAGAGCACCCUAAAAGAGUGAAGGAAACAGGUAGAAAGAUAGAUGAAGAGAGAGACAGAUCUCCUUUCACAAUCAUUGGUCAUCCUUUAGGCCUGUUAUCCAAGCAAAAGUGCCUGUGUUCAGUUUGAUUCACAGCUGCUUUGAAGCCUUUAUGGGGGCAGUUAUUUGCCUUUCCAUUGUGCCUCUCGUAUGAUUAUUGCCUGAAGUUGAAGGCAGCAUGCAGGAAAGAUGGAUUCAAAAUGCAACAUGGUCUUACAUGCUACAUGCAGGGGUCAUUUUCCUCCUGCAAGGGUAUUCUGGAACAUGGUAUGGGAAACUGUUUGCUACUGCAAUUCUGUCUGAUGUUCAAAUGAAGAGUUGUUGAUUAUUGUCUAUCAGUGCCUCGGUUUCAAUCAAUAAAUAAUCAAUUUUCUUAAUCAGUAUUUUUGUCUUGUUUUCCAUAAUAAAUCUUUACAUUUACGUGUAUGCAUUUGGAAGACCCAUAACCUCGGCAUGGAACCCUGAAAACAAGAUACAUUUAUGUACAAAGCUAAAUUGCAUAAGAUACAUGAGUGAUGGUGGCAUAGUGUGCUAAAGCACAUAACUGUUAAGCAGAAGGUUGCUGGUUCGAUCUCCAGAGCCGCCACCAUUGUGUCCUUGAGCAAGGCACUUAACUCCAGGUUGCUCCGGGGGGAUUGUCCCUGUAAUAAGUGCACUGUAAGUCGCUUUGGAUAAAAGCGUCUGCCAAAUGCAUAAAUGUAAAUGUAGAUACUAAGACUAUUUUUUUAUUUAUUUAUUUUUUAUAGGAAAACUGUUCUUACCCCGUCUGCAAAUAGUUUUUCUUGGUUCAAUCAUAAAAAUAACAAAAUGUAUUGUUAAAAAAUUACUGAAUAAGAAAAUGUUUUGCCGUGUGUACUGUAUUUUGAGAAUACCCGAUGUCUUGAAUAAACCUGGA
Molecule: messenger RNA, 5558 nt
Organism: Xyrauchen texanus (razorback sucker)
Lineage: Eukaryota; Metazoa; Chordata; Actinopteri; Cypriniformes; Catostomidae
Product: runt-related transcription factor 3-like
Exons: 8
Coding region: 145-1467 (440 amino acids)
Biological process (GO): hemopoiesis; regulation of cell differentiation; neuron differentiation
Cellular component (GO): nucleus
Molecular function (GO): DNA-binding transcription factor activity, RNA polymerase II-specific; RNA polymerase II cis-regulatory region sequence-specific DNA binding; ATP binding
Source: RefSeq, a predicted model, not a curated record